AUGCUGCUCCCGCAGCUCUGCUGGCUGCCCCUGCUCGCCGGGCUGCUGCCGCCGGCGCCCGCGCAGAAGUUCUCGGCGCUCACGUUCCUGCGAGUCGAUCAAGAUAAAGACAAGGACUGCAGCCUGGACUGCGGGGGCUCCCUGCAGAAGCCCCUGUGCGCGUCGGAUGGCAGGACCUUCCUGUCCCGCUGCGAGUUCCAGCGCGCCAAGUGCAGAGACCCUCAGCUGGAGAUCGCGCAUCGAGGAAACUGCAGAGACGUGUCCAGGUGUGUGGCCGAGAGGAAGUACACCCAGGAGCAGGCCCGCAAGGAGCUGCAGCAGGUGUUCAUCCCGGAAUGCAAUGACGACGGCACCUACAGCCAGGUGCAGUGUCACAGCUACACUGGAUACUGCUGGUGCGUCACGCCCAACGGGAGGCCCGUCAGCGGCACGGCCGUGGCCCACAAGACGCCCAGGUGCCCGGGUUCCAUAAAUGAAAAGGUGCCCCAACGGGAAGGCACAGGAAAAACAGUCUCCUUGCAAAUCUUUUCCGUUCUGAAUUCAGAUGAUGCCACAGCUCCAGCGCUGGAAACUCAACCCCAAGGAGAUGAGGAAGAUAUUGCAUCACGUUACCCCACGCUUUGGACUGAGCAAGUUAAAAGUCGGCAGAACAAAACCAGUAAGAAUGCAGUGUCCUCAUGUGACCAGGAGCAGCAGUCAGCCCUGGAGGAGGCCAGGCGGCCCGAGAGCGACAACGUGGUGAUCCCCGAGUGCGCCCACGGUGGCCUCUACAAGCCGGUGCAGUGCCACCCCUCAACUGGCUACUGCUGGUGUGUCCUGGUGGACACCGGACGCCCCAUCCCCGGAACGUCCACCAGGUAUGAACAGCCAAAAUGCGACAACACGGCCCGGGCUCACCCAGCCAGAGCGAGGGAUUUGUACAAAGGCCGCCAGCUCCAAGGUUGUCCUGGUGCCAAAAAGAAUGAAUUCCUGACGAGCAUUUUGGACGCGCUGUCCACCGACAUGGUCCACGCGGUCUCCGACCCCUCCUCCUCCGGCAGGCUUUCCGAGCCCGACCCCAGCCACACGCUGGAGGAGCGAGUGGUCCACUGGUACUUCAAGCUACUGGACAAAAACUCCAGCGGGGACAUCGGCAAGAAGGAGAUUAAGCCCUUCAAGAGGUUCCUUCGGAAAAAGUCAAAACCCAAAAAAUGUGUGAAGAAGUUUGUUGAGUACUGCGACGUGAACAACGACAAAUCCAUCUCCGUGCAGGAGCUGAUGGGCUGUCUGGGGGUGACGAAAGCAGAAGCCCCUAGAGCCAACUCGGAAGGCGCCGCUAACAGACAGCCGAGGAAGCAAGGAUAGUGGCUCACACAGCCAAGGCCGUCCUAGACAUGUGGGAGACUCCCUCACCAAAAGGCAAUUAAAAAACAAAACAAAACAAAAAC
Messenger RNA from Lontra canadensis (Northern American river otter), 1427 nucleotides. It is a transcript of the gene SMOC2, whose product is annotated as SPARC related modular calcium binding 2. Gene Ontology annotation, cellular component: basement membrane. Gene Ontology annotation, biological process: extracellular matrix organization. The record is from RefSeq and is a predicted model, not a curated record. The coding region runs from base 1 to 1344 and encodes 447 amino acids. The transcript is spliced from 13 exons. Lineage: Eukaryota; Metazoa; Chordata; Mammalia; Carnivora; Mustelidae. Gene Ontology annotation, molecular function: heparin binding; calcium ion binding; protein binding.